AUGCAGACAGCAGAAGCCAGAAAACACGAGCCACAAAGUAGGAGCCAGAGAGAAGGAGCCAGGAAACACGAGCCAGACAGCAGGAGCCGGCCAGACAGCAGAACCAGACAGCAGAACCAGACAGAGCCAGAAAGGAGAGCCAGACAGAAGGAGCAAGAAAGCAGGGUCAGUAAGCAGGAGCCAGACAGCAGGAGCCAGAACGUACGAGCCAAACAGGAGCCAGAUAGCAGAGCCAGACUGCAGGUGCUAGACAGCAGGAGCCAAACAGCAGGAACUAUAAAACAGGAGCCAGACAGCAGGAGCCAGAAAACAGGAGCCAGACAACAGGAACCAGACAACAGGGGCCAGAAACCAGGAGCCAGACAGCGGGAGCUAGACAGGAGCCAGACAACAGGAGCCAGCCAGACAGAGCCAGACAGCAGGAGCCAGAACGUACGAGCCAAACAGGAGCCAGAUAGCAGAGCCAGACUGCAGGUGCUAGACAGCAGGAGCCAAACAGCAGGAACUAUAAAACAGGAGCCAGACAGCAGGAGCCAGAAAACAGGAGCCAGACAACAGGAACCAGACAACAGGGGCGAGAAACCAGGAGCCAGACAGCGGGAGCUAGACAGGAGCCAGACAACAGGAGCCAGCCAGACAGCAGAACCAGACAGCAGGAGCUAG
Molecule: messenger RNA, 663 nt
Organism: Haliotis rufescens (red abalone)
Lineage: Eukaryota; Metazoa; Mollusca; Gastropoda; Lepetellida; Haliotidae
Product: transcription factor TBF1-like
Exons: 3
Coding region: 1-663 (220 amino acids)
Source: RefSeq, a predicted model, not a curated record